UGGAGUCCAGUGAGCUUAGACACUUUAGUAGACAUCCUCAUUUAUUUGUAAGAAGAUUCAUGAAAGAGUUACACUCAUAAAAGAAAAUAUUUUUUACUUUUUUUUUUCCACAGGACAGGGUGAUAUAAUUGAUCUAUAGUAGAGUGAAACAGCAGCGUAUUGGGAACAAAUUUAUUAGAAUGGGCAUGGUGACACUUUUUGGUCUGUGUUCCAGCAUGGGACUGUGGUCCAGAAUAUCUCCCACACCUGCCAGCUCUGUCAUGAUAUUGUUUCUAGUGAAACAGGCCAAAGGAUCUGUGCUGGAAAAAACUACUGCUGGAUGGAACAAAUAUAAACAAGAUUGCUUGAAAAUGCUGCAGGAAUCAACUGUAGAUACUGGAAUACAUUGUAAUGGGACAUUUGAUCAAUUUGUUUGCUGGCCUUACUCAGCCCCAGGAAAUGUCUCUGUUCCUUGUCCUUCGUAUUUGCCAUGGUUGAAGAAUGGAAGUGUAGGAAAUGUAUACAGAAUCUGCCUGGAUGAAGGGACUUGGCAAACAGAGAAAAACUCCACAGAUAUUUGGCGUGAUAUUUCAGAAUGUUCUGAGAAAAAUAAUUCAAAAAAAGAAGAAGAAGAACAUAAAUUACUUAGUGCAUUGCAGCUGUUAUACACUAUAGGAUACUAUUUUUCUCUCAUCUCACUUGUAUUAGCUCUCCUUAUACUUUCUUCACUCAGAAAACUUCACUGCACAAGAAACUACAUCCAUAUGAAUUUAUUUGCAUCUUUUAUCUUGCGCGCCACAGCAGUUCUUAUAAAAGACAAUGUAUACAACAAUAUUUACUCCAAAAGACCAAAUGAUGAGACAGGAUGGAUACUAUACCUCAGUCCUGAGAUCAUAAUCAUUUGCAGGACUGCCCAGUUUUUCAUGCAUUACUUUGUUGGGGCAAGUUAUUUUUGGCUAUUAGUAGAAGGAAUUUAUCUGCACACAUUACUGAUAACUGUUGUACUCUCCGAAAGACGACUGCUACAGACGUACAUUGUGAUAGGAUGGGUUGUUCCUAUCCUGUUUGUGGGCCCUUGGGGAAUAAGCAGAUCAAAACUGGAGAACACAGGGUGCUGGGGAACAAAUGAGCACAUGGGAAUCUGGUGGAUCAUCCGAGGACCAAUGUGGUUUUCCGUUGCAGUUAACUUUGGCAUCUUCUUAAAAAUUCUCAGGUUGCUGAUUUCCAAACUAAAAGCUCAGCAAAUGAGUUUUCAUGACUACAAAUACAGAUUGGCAAAAUCCACACUUGUGCUGAUUCCAUUGUUGGGCAUCCAUGAAUUUGUAUUUACCUUCAUCAAUGAUGAACAGGUGGAAGGACUUUCAAGACAUAUAAGACUUUUCAUUCAGAUGACAAUGAGCUCAUUUCAUGGUUUUUUUGUAGCAGUUUUAUAUUGCUUUGCCAAUGGAGAGGUGAAAGCAGAGCUCCAGAAGCAGUGGACCCGCUUCCUGCUGGCAGAUCCCUUUGGCUGUAAAUUCUGCUUUCUUGGGGAAAACAUAAAAUACCUCAGGAAAUGUUCGCAGAAACAAAGAAAAAGGCAGCUUGGCAGCAAACACUACUUGUGCCUGGAAGCAAGCAAACCCUGGGGCAUGCAGCUCCAGCAGGUGCCGGUGAAGCAGAGGACAGAUCUCAGCCCAGAGCCAGGCUGUUAUCUCCCAUCUCGUCCACAGGCAAGCAUGUCAGACAGCAGUGAAGGAGAAGUCACCACUGGAGAGACAACCGAGGAAGUCUUUGAAGAAAGCGAGAUUUAGAAAGCUGUCCACUAGGACAGCACCUUCCAACAGCCACAGUAUUUUGAAAGAUCUUCUCUCACCUCCAGACUGUACAGAUCUCUGGGAUGUGCAAUGCAAGGAGGAAGCAGUUGAUGUCCCAGUUGUCCCCGUUUUCUUAAUCUGAGAAAAAUGUUGAUCUGGAUGUUGCUAACCUGUGUGGCUGGGGUAGAAGAGGUUUGCUGGAUCAAAAAAUGCUUUGUGUUGACCUGUCUGAAAGAUAACUGAUGCUGAAAGAGAUGUACACAGGGGAGCAGGAUGUACUCUGUAAAUGAGUAGGCUCUGGACACUCACAUUGUGUCCCAGCAGCUUCAUCCAUGCUUGACUGCCAUUGUACUCACGUAACAGAGAAGUUGUUUGCUUUCUCUUUCAUAGGUGUGUUUCAUAAAUAGAGAUAUGUGUGUAGAAGACACUUCUCUCCACAGACUGAAACCAUCCCCCAUCUCAAAAAGAACAGUUUUAGACCAAACCAGGCACAUUUUGUUUAAGCAAAAUGAAAGGAUUUAUAUAUAUUAACGAGAAAAAAAAAAAAAAGCUUGGGAAGAAGCAAAAUUUUGCUUGCAUUUUUGAGCAUCAUCUUCUUAAAGUUUAGUGCUGGAAAAGUCAUUAUGAAAUGAAAGACCAAAAUGUUUGCUUUAGAAAGUGACCAAAUGAAAUGCUUUUAUACAAUUUUUCUUUGCUCAUUUUUUUUUCACUUUUUUUUUUUUGUUACAUAAGCCACACACUUUGAUUCAUCUGCAGGUUUUCCCUACCUGUGGCCCAAAUAAGUGGUAAAAGCUGCUUCCACCUUCCUCCCAGGGGACCUAAAAUGGAUAAUGACAUGGGAUUGUGACAGCACCAAAAGAAUAUUAUGAAAUCCUUCUUCCAGCAUUUAACAAGAACUGUGAUGAAAUUUUAAUAGUCACAUACAGCUCACCCGGAGACCUAUGAAAUUUAAUUAAGUUUGUUGAUAUUCUGUGAGCCAGUUUCCAAACACGAGCCAAUGGGUAUGUUGAAAAGGAAAAAGAAAAAGGCAACAGAAAGGCUAGCGGGCAAUAUUUAUCUACAACAUAAAUGUAUACCGCAGGCACACACGUGUAUAACUAUCUGGCCUGCCGCUAGUUACAUAGCAUUUGUUAUGAAUUUUUCCUGUACUUUACUGGCAAGCACUCUAUUUUAACCUAAAUGCCUGCAAAUAUAGUAAAACAUAUCCUGGGCACCAGGGUCUAGGUGCCCUGCCUGAGCAGGGGGGUUGGGCCAGGUGACCUCCAGAGGUCCCUUCCAACCCCACCAGCCUGUGAUUCCAGCAAAGGCUGUAUGUCAAAUAAGUAAUUUUCAGGACUGCUCAUGGGCUCUAUUCACACAUCUUCUCUCAGGUGCCAACACCGUGGCUGCCCUUCUGACUUUCCCUGCUUUUACCCCUCCCCAUGGGGUUGUUUUGUCCCUAGACCCCUGCUGCCAGCUUUACAAUUGCAAAUGGCACUUUUUUGCACAGAUAGCCUACAUCUUCAACGUGUGGUUUGAGCAGACUAAGUUUAUGCAGCUUAUAUAAUUUAGCAGUGCUUUUAAAAAUGUUUAGACAUGUAAACUUUACCAGCUAUGAUAUACUGUUUUCUUGCAAAGAACAGAUAAAUUCAUUGACUUGCACUAGGUCAAGACCACAUUUGAGCUAUCGUAUUUCUGGUACUUUAAAAAAAAUAUUCCUUUUACAGUUCUAUGAGUAUUAAGAAUUUAAACUAUUUAAUCAAUACAAGGUUGUAUAUUUUGAUAAAAUAUUAAUAAAAUGUAAAUAUUUGAUCCAUUUUAAAAUAUAUCUGCAGUUUUAAAAGGCUUUUUACCAGAAUAUGCACUCUGUUUAUCUUUUUACAUUUUACUGCGGUGGAUUUCUCCACCACCCCCUACAAGCACCACAUACUACAUAUCUAUUGACCAUGUUUUCUCCAAUUUAAAAAAGAAUUCUUUCUUAUAGAGCUGUUGUUUAGGAUAGUAAAAAGCCUGAAGUGGUUUAGAAUGCAUUUUACUUGGGUGUUAAAAAUGUGAAAAUUGUAAGAUUUUACUGUGUCUCAGUAAAUAGUUUCCUUGUUAAUUGCUUUUAAAAGUAUUUCAAAUGGUCAAGAAACCAGUUUUCUGUGCUCUCAGCAGCAGUCCCCACUAGGUGCAUUUUCCUCUCUCUGUGUAUGGUCUUUUUGCUUCUUUCAGUUUACAAAAAUCAUUCUUAUAUAAGCAGACCCUGGAAGCCUGAUAAAAACAAUCAUCAUGUGGAUUCCUUCAAAAAGCAUGUUUGUAUGUAGAUAAAUCAGUAAGUUGCAUCAGAAAAAUAUAGCAUUGUUUAUUAUAUCACUAAAGUACAGAAGUUGUUAAAUCUGGCUGGCCACACACAUAAUGUAUCUUUCCUCAGUUCUAAAUAAAAUACUAAGCAGCCUAGAAGACAGCAGCAGACUCAACAAUUCAAACAUAUUAUAGAGUCAGUGAAAACAGCUGCAAAGACUCAGCAAAAAUAGCUGACUCUCCUCCUAGGAAGGUGAAGGUCUGCAGCUAGGUAUCCUCCCAGGAUUUUCCUUCUGCCCUUUGUGGAGCCCAUGGGUGGCAGGAGGGACACUGCGGCCGGAGGAGCUGAUUAGAAAAGCUGCAGCAGGUCCUUGGGAUGUGAGACAGAAUGCCUUGCCAGGCUUCCUGCAAGUGCACAGACUGGAGAGACAGAAACAGCUGGGAGAAAGGACAAGAAAUAUGACCUUGCUCGGAGAAAAACAAGAGGUGGAGAAGGCAGAUUGAGCCAAACUGGUGUUUGUUUGCAAGUGAUUUUUUGUGUAAAUUAUUUAUCCAAUUUGCACACAGAUUAAUUACCAGACAACAAAAACUUUAACAUCUGCCCAGAGUUUUAUGCUUUUGUAGCCCCAGUAAUGGGAUUUUUCUCCUUGUCAAUCAGUUGCUCAGCUUUACUCCCCAGAUUUCCUCUGCCUUCGCCUUAGGAAAAAGACUGGUGUGAACUAAACGCUUCUUCCCUCUCAGUGAGAGAGCCCACCCUCCCACGGUCCUGUUGAGUUUGGUCUCUGCUGAGUCAGUCCAUUAAGGAAGACAAGGUGGGCUAUUCAUGCUCAGGACAUCAGAGACAACCUAUGCUAAAACCUGACUCCCACAGCUUUGAAGUUGUCUUUGCCAGGGAUUUUGCUUUCCAUCAAAACUUAUAAGACAAAAGUAUUGAAUUUCAAGCCCAAAAUAGUUUGUGGGGUUCAACAGAGCUUUCCCAUUAGAUGUAGUGUAAUAACGGAUCCGAUUUGUAUGAAUAAGGUUUAUACAAUCUUAAUAAUCUGCUGUGAGACAUGCUAUAAAUUUUUGUGUUUUACUGCACAUAAAGCACAACCUUCCAGACACAAAGAUUCCUUCUAUGGCCAGAAAUGUCAACUAUAUGCUAAUUGUAAAUGUGUAGCCACAUUCUUUGUUUAAAUAUAUUGCUUCUGCAUACCAGGGUCUACGCCUCAAAGGCUCAAAUAGUAAAGCACAAACACUCCAGUCUGGAGAGUUGUCUGUCAGUUAUGCCUUGGAAUCAGUAAUACUGGUUUGUCUUUUUUAAAACAUGAAAUAAA
Molecule: messenger RNA, 5350 nt
Organism: Phalacrocorax carbo (great cormorant)
Lineage: Eukaryota; Metazoa; Chordata; Aves; Suliformes; Phalacrocoracidae
Source: RefSeq, a predicted model, not a curated record